AUGAAACAGAGUUUUUGGCUGGAAAGAGGGAGUGGGAAGAAAUGUUACAUGCUGUCACCCAGGGACCUUACCAUUAUAUGGAGUGUCGACACCCCAUGGUUUUGGAGAUGGGUGUCUAUACCCGAGGCCAGGUUUGACGAGAUAGCAGAGCUUCGGCGCGUUUGCUGGUUUGAAAUCCGUGGAAGCCCAAAGGCUAGAGUAGACGGGUGGUUAGAGGUUGAGAUGGGUGAGUUGUUCAAUGAGGAAUGUGUUGAUGAUGGGGAAUUGGAAAUGAGUGCAUUGGAGAUUCAGGGCGGUAACGAGAAACGUGGUCUCAUUUUGCAGGGGAUUGAGAUCAGGGCCAUCACACCUAAUUGA
Molecule: messenger RNA, 357 nt
Organism: Gossypium arboreum
Lineage: Eukaryota; Viridiplantae; Streptophyta; Magnoliopsida; Malvales; Malvaceae
Product: putative F-box protein PP2-B12
Exons: 3
Coding region: 1-357 (118 amino acids)
Source: RefSeq, a predicted model, not a curated record